CCUAGUUCAUAUAAACCCAACAAAAUUCACAAAAUUGGAAUUCUCAAACCAAAAAUCAAUGCCAAUUAUCAAACUUAGCAAUUCAUGGCCAUCAAUCUGAAUCUCACCACAACUUCUUCUUUUCUCACACACAAACAAUACAUCAAAUUCAGUCUUCCUUCUUCUGUAACAAAAAGAACAUGUACUGCUCAAUCAGCAGGAACUGACGCUGGUGUUUCAGAGGAUGAUUCUUCUCUUGGAUCUUUGUCUUCUACUCGUGCACAGCUGGAUCUUUUGGAGCAAUUUACAUCUACAACCUCAUCAAUCAGUGGUAAUGAAAGCAAUAACAGCUCUCUAAAACUUUCAAUUCGAGACCAGCUUGCACAGUUGGUGGGAGACAGGGACGAUGAUUUCACCAUUCCCUUAGGUAAAAACUUGAAGAAAGUGAGUGCAAAGUUCUUAACAACUUCACAAAGGAGAAAUAUCAAGAGACAGAAUUAUCUAAAUGAAGUUUCUCAAAGAAAUGAUUCAACUUUUUUUGCAACAAUAGGAGCAUUUGUGAUUCUUCCACCUCUUAUAAUACUAGGAAUAGCUAUAUUAACUGGUUAUGUACAGCUUUUACCUUAAGACAUAAUAAAUUUAGUGAUUCUGAAUAUAAAUUUAUACAUAUAGUAACUUAAUUUCCAUCA
Molecule: messenger RNA, 668 nt
Organism: Vicia villosa (hairy vetch)
Lineage: Eukaryota; Viridiplantae; Streptophyta; Magnoliopsida; Fabales; Fabaceae
Exons: 3
Coding region: 85-606 (173 amino acids)
Cellular component (GO): chloroplast
Source: RefSeq, a predicted model, not a curated record